UUCGACGUCACACGUCGAUCGGUUUACACAGCGCCGCAGUCAGUCGAACGUCUUUUAUCAGCAUUGACUGUAAAUACUGGACACCAGAGCACUCCUAAUAUUACAUCUUUGACUUUAUAUACUGUCGGAUAAUCGAGUUAUAUAUAAUAAUCCUCACCGGACGUUUGUUUAGCGCUUAUGUGUCAGUUAGCGCUAAAGCUAAGCUAGCUGCAGACGGAUGUGAUGCUAGCUGGUAAACAGCCCUGACUCGAGCAUGUACACUUUAUUAUCGGGUCUGUAUAAAUAUGUCUUUCAAAAGGAUGAAUACUGCAUCCUCAUCCUGGGACUGGACAAUGCUGGAAAGACGACCUUUCUGGAACAGACAAAGACGAAGUUCAGCAAGAAUUACAAAGGAAUGAGUCUGUCAAAGAUCACGACCACAGUGGGCCUCAACAUUGGCACUAUUGAUGUGGGAAAAGCACGGCUGAUGUUUUGGGAUCUGGGAGGGCAGGAGGAAUUACAGUCUCUCUGGGAUAAGUACUAUGCGGAAUCUCACGGUGUCAUUUAUGUCAUCGACUCCACGGACGAGAGGAGACUGGGCGAGUCAAAGAUUGCUUUCGAAAAGAUGAUCGGCAGCGAGGUUCUGGAAGGUGUUCCUCUUCUUGUGCUGGCAAACAAACAAGAUGUGGAGAACUGUCUGUCUGUUCCUGACAUCAAAACAACGUUCAGCGACUGUGCUCCCAAAAUCGGUAAACGUGACUGUUUGGUUCAGCCCUGCUGUGCUUUAUCAGGGGAAGGGGUGGACGAGGGCAUUGAGUGGAUGGUCAAAUGUGUGAUCCGGAACAUUCAUCGCCCACCCAGACAAAAAGACAUUACAUAGAACGACCCCUCGGGGGUUGGGGGAUGGAUGAAGGUAUAGGUGUAGGGGUCUGAAGUGCUUUCCUGUAAAUUCAGAUACUUGAUGGAUGAAUCUACAGUAGUUCAAAUUGCCACCUCACAGAAGAUGAAACGUGACUUUAUAUUUGAGCGAUGAUGGAAAAGACGAUAUCUAUAUCAUGAUAUUUGUAUUCUAAGCUGACAUGGUUACAGGUAUUUUUUCUUCGCAGACUUUUUCACCUCUCGUGAUUCAGCGAUUCAUUGGUGUAUUAAAUGCAAUGAAGUUAAAAACAAGUGAAUCUGCUUUGGUUUUGCACAAUCGAAUAAAUAAUUUUUAUUGUAACUAAAA
Messenger RNA from Triplophysa dalaica, 1204 nucleotides. It is a transcript of the gene arfrp1, whose product is annotated as ADP-ribosylation factor related protein 1. The record is from RefSeq and is a predicted model, not a curated record. Gene Ontology annotation, cellular component: Golgi apparatus. Gene Ontology annotation, biological process: Golgi to plasma membrane protein transport; protein localization to organelle; intracellular protein transport. Gene Ontology annotation, molecular function: GTP binding; GTPase activity. NCBI's taxonomy places the organism in Eukaryota, Metazoa, Chordata, Actinopteri, Cypriniformes, Nemacheilidae. Bases 254 to 859 code for a protein of 201 amino acids. The transcript has 7 exons.